This is a messenger RNA of Manihot esculenta (cassava), 500 nucleotides long. RefSeq lists its product as uncharacterized. The coding region runs from base 101 to 334 and encodes 77 amino acids. The transcript has 3 exons. NCBI's taxonomy places the organism in Eukaryota, Viridiplantae, Streptophyta, Magnoliopsida, Malpighiales, Euphorbiaceae. The record is from RefSeq and is a predicted model, not a curated record.
UUACUUCUCAGAAUUUGCCGUAGAGGACAUUCCCACCUCUCCUCAUCUUAUUUCACUCAAAGAAAGAGGGAAGAAGAAGAAGGAGAAGAAGAAGAAGAAAAUGGGAGGAGGCAAUGGACAGAAGUCAAAGAUGGCUCGAGAGAGGAACAUGGAGAAGCAAAAAGCUGCUAAAGGGAGUCAGCUUGAAUCAAACAAGAAAGCCAUGACAAUCCAGUGUAAGGUUUGCAUGCAGACAUUCAUUUGCACUACAUCAGAGGUGAAGUGCAAGGAGCACGCCGAAGCUAAACACCCAAAAUCCAACUUAUAUGCUUGUUUUCCACACCUCAAGCAAUGAAGUAAUGACUCUGGAAAUAAUAACAAUUUUCAGAGAUGGGUUCUUAUUAUCUCUUGGUGACUUCAGUUUAGAGAAAUCGAUCAAACUCUGCUCGGCUCUUGGGCAUUUACCGUCAUGUAUGUGAAAUCUGUUUAUAUUAUUCCCAUGCCUGAAUUGCUUCUAUUCA